UCUCAAAAGACAAGACUUGAGCCAGAAAGAGAGACAACCAUGGAGCCGGAGGGGACCACAGAGGGACAAGCUCCUAAUAUGGCACAAUCUGCCGCCUCAAAACUGUCCCAGAUGGGCGAAAGAACUAAACAACUGGGCAAUGUGAUGCAAGACCCAGAUCGACAGAAACGGGUUAUUCUUGUAAUAGUCUGUAUAGCACUUUUAUUAGACAACAUGCUUUACAUGGUAAUUGUGCCAAUUAUACCCGAUUACCUUGAAGGGCUACAGAAAGCAGCGGAUCAUGCCCAAGCCAUUUUACCGCACACCAACUCCUCUAACGGCACCUUCCAUAAGACACCCAAGGGGAACUUCGACCUACAGAUUGGGGUUCUCUUCGCCUCCAAGGCCAUCCUGCAGCUCCUGGUCAACCCGCUGAGUGGCACGUUUAUAGACAGAGUCGGGUAUGACAUUCCACUCUUCAUCGGUCUCAAUGUCAUGUUUCUGUCCACCCUCACCUUUGCCUUCGCUGAAAACUACGCGACCCUGUUCCUGGCGCGCAGCAUACAGGGCCUCGGCUCGGCUUUCGCGGAUACGGCGGGGAUCGCUCUGAUUGCGGACAGGUACACGGAGGAGAAAGCGAGGAGCAAAGCGCUGGGUAUUGCCUUGGCUUUCAUCUCUUUUGGAAGUCUUGUGGCGCCCCCCUUUGGAGGGGUGCUCUAUCAGUUCGCAGGGAAGCGGGUGCCCUUUCUGAUCCUGGCCUGCAUCUGCCUCGCUGAUGGUAUUUUGUGUCUGACUGUACUGAAACCCUUCUCUAACCGGGAGAGAGAAAACAUGCCAGUAGGCACCCCCAUAUAUAAACUGAUGAUUGAUCCUUAUAUAGCUGUAGUCGCUGGUGCUCUGACAAUUUGUAACAUCCCUCUAGCCUUCCUUGAGCCCACUAUCGCCAACUGGAUGGAGGAAAAUAUGCAUGCCAGCCAGUGGGAGAUCGGCAUGACAUGGUUCCCUGCCUUCUUUCCUCAUGUUCUAGGUGUUUAUCUCACUGUCAAAUUAGCAGCCAAGUAUCCCCAUCUCCAGUGGUUUUACGGGGCUAUAGGUAUGGUGUUUAUAGGGGCGAGCUCCUGCACAGUGCCAGCCUGUAAAAACUUUGGACAGCUCAUGAUCCCGCUGUGCGGAAUCUGUUUUGGCAUCGCCUUCGUGGACACGGCGCUCCUGCCAACACUGGGUUUCCUGGUGGAUGUGCGGCAUGUGUCAGUGUAUGGCAGCGUGUACGCCAUCGCAGACAUCUCCUACUGCGUGGCCUAUGCCCUGGGGCCCGUGGUGGCCGGACAGAUAGUGCACGACCUGGGCUUUGUUCAGCUCAACUUAGGCAUGGGCCUCGCUAAUGUACUUUACGCACCGGCGCUCCUUCUGCUGAAGAACGUGACAAAGAUGAAGCCUUCUUUCUCCGAGAGAAACAUGCUCCUGGAGGAUGGACCAACAGGACUAUAUGACACGAUUAAGAUGGAGCAGCGGGAGAAGAAGAAAAAGGGGCUGUGCACGACGAUCGACGAGAAUGGCAUUGAAACAUUUGCGCAACGAUCUUUUUCAGAGGAGGAAUCCUCAGGAGGAGAGUACGCGUAAAAGACCUUUAACUGAGUGUAAAACUAUCAAAGUGCCCAUGUAGAGUUUUGUGCAUCCUGUCCGAUCCAAUCAAUUGCAUAACACGAUUAGGAUUGUGUAACGACAUAAAUUAUUUACUGCUCCUGGUGACAAUUCCUCCGGGUAUUGUCAAAUAAAGUAGCUUCAAGCUUUUGCAGUAGAAAGGCGCUCGCUGGCGUUUGUUCAUCUUAAAGUGAGAGUAUUGUGAACGAUUUGUUGAGAUAAAAUAAAUGUCUAGUCAUUAACAGUAUUUAUCACUGUAUCAGAAACUGACUCAUAUUCAGGGAUUAUGUGUAAAUGUAUUUUAACAAAAGAACAGUUGUAAUGUAUGCGUCUUUCAGUGUAAUCUGUGUUCAUUUUGCCAGAGUUGUGCUGCUAAACUCAAUAUGCAAUACUGUGUGUCACAAGGCGCUUAGAAAGAUACAACAGAUGGAAGAAAACUGCGUCUUGUUGUCUGAUUAUUAUUAUUAUUAUGAUUUUGUUUAUUUAUUCACUUUUUUUGGAUGAUGUACUUCUGGAAUGCAUAGCCUUGUUGUGUGAUCUGCGAUUGUACAUACAUGUAUAUUCAUGUACAUAAUUAAAUCAAUAU
Molecule: messenger RNA, 2206 nt
Organism: Centropristis striata (black sea bass)
Lineage: Eukaryota; Metazoa; Chordata; Actinopteri; Perciformes; Serranidae
Gene: slc18a3a
Product: solute carrier family 18 member 3a
Exons: 1
Coding region: 40-1599 (519 amino acids)
Biological process (GO): xenobiotic transport; transmembrane transport; chemical synaptic transmission
Cellular component (GO): AP-1 adaptor complex; terminal bouton; AP-2 adaptor complex
Molecular function (GO): acetylcholine transmembrane transporter activity; xenobiotic transmembrane transporter activity
Source: RefSeq, a predicted model, not a curated record